CACAAUUUUAAAAAUGCUGUUGUUUUCAGAGGACUCGUAGACGGGCUUAUGAUAAUCUAUCAAUUGGGAAUUUGCUAUGUUUAUAUCAUAUUUGUAGCAGUACAUAUAAAACAGGUAGCAGACCAGUAUGGGGACCCUUUGGACAUUUCGACCCAUAUGCUCAUUUUAUUGCUACCGCUGAUUCUGAUAAACUACAUUAGAAAUCUAAAGUUACUGACGCCGUUUUCCAUGCUGGCGAACGUUAUCACAUUUGUCGGCCUCGCCAUGACACUAGUAUACAUGUUUGAAGAACUACCGCCGAUCAGCGAGAGGGAGAUGUUCGGUACAUUGCGAAAUUUUUCCCUGUAUUUUGGAACGACGUUAUUCGCGUUAAAAGCCGUCGACGUGAUUAUCGCACUGGAGAACAACAUGAAGACGCCACAGUACUUCGGCGGUUACUGCGGCGUGCUGAACAUUGGCAUGACUGUGAUCGUCAUUCUCUACAUAGCAAUGGGAUUUUUUGGCUACAUUAAAUAUGGAUACAACGUCGCAGGAAGCGUCACUUUCAAUCUGCCGCAGCAGGAAGUGUAAGUGGAGCGAAGUAAUCACAUCCCAAUUACCGGCAAGACGAGCGGCCGAGAGUAUGUGGUUCGCAGAGAUUGCUUUCGCACAAUCGCCGCUGGAUACAUCCCUAGUAGAGGUUGAAUCUCGGUUAGGAGUCUAGUCACGAAGUAGUAAAUUUGUGUU
Messenger RNA from Dinoponera quadriceps, 726 nucleotides. RefSeq names its product proton-coupled amino acid transporter 1-like. Gene Ontology annotation, biological process: amino acid transmembrane transport. Gene Ontology annotation, molecular function: amino acid transmembrane transporter activity. The transcript has 3 exons. Gene Ontology annotation, cellular component: vacuolar membrane. The record is from RefSeq and is a predicted model, not a curated record. The annotation marks the transcript as partial. Lineage: Eukaryota; Metazoa; Arthropoda; Insecta; Hymenoptera; Formicidae.